UUCUCCUUCUCAGAGGAGGGAGCAGUAGUCACCAUCGAUGUCAGCCUGGCCUACAGAGAUGAUUUAUACAGCGAGUGGACAGAGAUGGCUCGUUCGUUUGAACGGAGGAACCUAAACUGCAAGUUCUCAUUUGAGAAGAACUUGGGGAGCCAGGACCGUCAGUAUGAAUGUGACCCCCUGCCUUUCAUGGAGGUGGGGAGUGUUGCUCAUAAAUACUAUCUCGUCAACAUCCGCCUGCCGGUCAACGAGCGCAAGAAGGUUAAUAUUGGGAUUGGAGAGAUCAAAGACAUUCAUCUUGUGAGCAUCCAUCAGAACGGAGGUUUCACUAAGGUUUGGUUUGCCAUGAAGACUUUCCUCACUCCCAGCAUCCUCAUCAUAAUGAUCUGGUACUGGAGACGGAUCACCCUCAUGACCCGACCGCCUGUCCUUCUGGAAAAGGUCAUCUUCGCUCUGGGCAUCUCCAUGACCUUCAUCAACAUCCCGGUGGAGUGGUUCUCUGUUGGCUUUAACUGGACCUGGAUGCUGCUCUUUGGAGACAUCAGACAGGGCAUUUUCUACUCCAUGCUUCUUUCCUUCUGGAUCAUCUUCUGCGGCGAACAUCUGAUGGACCAGACGGAGAGAAACCGUUUCUCAGUUUACUGGAAGCAGGUCGGCCCCAUUGUGUUUGGUUCUUGCUGCCUGUUUAUCUUCGACAUGUGUGAGAGAGGCGUCCAGCUGACCAAUCCCUUCUACAGCAUCUGGGCCUCGGAUGUAGGAACGGAGCUGGCUAUGUCCUUCAUCAUCGUAGCAGGAAUCUGUGCUUGUCUCUACUUCCUCUUCCUCUGCUUUAUGGUGUUUCAAGUCUUCCGUAACAUCAGCGGCAAAAGGACGUCCCUGCCUGCCAUGUCCAAAGCCAGACGCCUGCAUUAUGAGGGCCUGAUUUUCAGGUUCAAAUUCCUCAUGCUGGUGACUCUAACCUGCGCCGCCAUGACCAUCAUCUUCUUUAUCAUCAGCCAGGUGAACGAGGGUCACUGGCACUGGGGGGAUUACACGGUGCAGAUAAACAGUGCCUUCUGCACUGGAAUCUAUGGAAUGUGGAACCUGUACGUCUUCGCCAUCAUGUUCCUGUAUGCACCUUCGCACAAACGCUACGGAGACGAGCAGUCCAGUGGUCAGUGCAUCACGGGUGACGGCGGCGCCGCCAGCGGAGAAGACAUCCAGCUGACCACCACCAUCACCCACGUAGACGGACCCACUGAGAUCUACAAAAUGACCGGGAAGGAGGCCCAGGAAUAGUUGACACCGUCCGAGACACCGCCCGCUACCUUCGCUUUGACGUCCCGCCUCCCUGAGCGCCAACAAUCCACCUGUCAGAGCUGCACUCAUCACAGAUCCUCCAGCCGGUCCAGGUGGCGCCCCUUUCCUAACCUCCACGUCGGUCCUCUUGAUUUCAGACGACUUGCUGUCGAAUUUCCUUCUAGAUGUUCACUGUGGUGUUUUUUUUAAAUGUUGCACAAUGCCUUUGAGACGAAGCUGGGUACAGAAAAAGCUGCUUUGGAUGGAUUUUAAAGAGGUAGGAUGCUUUAUGUUGCAGCCGUCAAAACCUCCAGAUUGUUUUUAGGUUGUUUGCAGAGACUUGAAGAGUUUAAAGGAUGAACGGAGACGUUUCAGCGAACGCCCGCCUACUUUUAUCCAAGCUCUUAGAGCUGUCACUACAGUCUGUUUGUU
Molecule: messenger RNA, 1707 nt
Organism: Cyprinodon tularosa
Lineage: Eukaryota; Metazoa; Chordata; Actinopteri; Cyprinodontiformes; Cyprinodontidae
Product: protein wntless homolog
Exons: 10
Biological process (GO): Wnt signaling pathway; intracellular protein transport; Wnt protein secretion
Cellular component (GO): organelle membrane; endomembrane system
Molecular function (GO): Wnt-protein binding
Source: RefSeq, a predicted model, not a curated record